Messenger RNA from Prunus mume (Japanese apricot), 1110 nucleotides. RefSeq names its product phenylacetaldehyde reductase-like. Lineage: Eukaryota; Viridiplantae; Streptophyta; Magnoliopsida; Rosales; Rosaceae. Gene Ontology annotation, molecular function: oxidoreductase activity, acting on the CH-OH group of donors, NAD or NADP as acceptor. The record is from RefSeq and is a predicted model, not a curated record. Gene Ontology annotation, biological process: steroid biosynthetic process.
AGGGUGAGCAGAGAAGGGGAGGGGGUGUGUGUAUCUGGUUUCAUAGCAUCAUGGGUGGUGAAGCUCUUAUUACAAAGAGGUUAUACUGUCAAAGCCACUGUUCGUGACCCAAAUGAUCCAAAGAAAACAGAACACUUACUCACACUUGAUGGAGCAAAAGAAAGGCUACAUUUGUUUCAAGCAGAUUUGUUAGUUGAAGGAUCUUUUGACCUUGCAGUUGAUGGAUGUGAAGGUGUUUUCCAUACAGCAUCCCCUGUAAUAUUAUUUUCUCCCACUGACCCCCAGGAAGAAUUACUAUACCCUGCAGUGAAGGGCACACUAAAUGUUCUGAAAUCGUGCGUAAAAUUCCCGACUGUCAAGAGGGUAGUUUUAACAUCUUCAAUGGCUUCAGUUCUGAACAACGGAAAACCUUUGACUUCUGAUGUGGUAGUCGAUGAAACAUGGUUUUCAGAUCCACUUGUUUGUGAGGAUUUGGAGGCAUGGUAUUUUCUUUCAAAAACUUUAGCUGAGGAGGCUGCUUGGAAAUUUGCUAAAGGAAAUGGGAUUGACUUAGUUACUCUAAAUCCGGCAUAUGUGAUUGGUCCACUCUUGCAGCCAACUCUUAAUGCCACUGUGGAAAUGGUUCUGAAUCUCAAAAAAGAUAUGCAAGAAGCAAACAAACCAAAUUAUAUAUCUACUGAUGUUAGAGAUGUUGCCUACACCCAUAUACAAGCAUUUGAAGUUCCUUCAGCUAAUGGAAGAUACUGUUUAGUUGGACAUGUUACACCCGUUUUCGAGGCUUUGAAGAUUUUACAACAACUUCAUCCCAUUUUUUGCCCACCUGAAAAAUUUGAGGAUGGCAGUCCUUCUGAACCCACGUUUCAAGUAUCGCAGGAAAAAGCAAAAAGCUUGGGAGUUAGUUUCCUUCCAUUGGAAGUAAGUCUUAGGGACACUGUUGAAAGUCUCAAGGAGAAGGGCUUCCUCUCAAGAUAGAAACUUCCUAAUUUAAUGCACAAGUUGGUCACAUUUUGGCAUUUUGUAGUUUGUCUUCAGACUGUUCAGUUUUGUUCUUGUUCAGACUGUUCUCAUUGACUAGGCAAAUUCUUAGAAAGUUGCUUUCAGAUCUUUAUA